AUGCAGCUCUACCUCGACUUUGGGCAGCGCUCAUUCGGGCGACAGAUCACCUGCCCCGAGUGCGGCCUGAUGUACACCGAGGGCGAGCCGAACGACGAGGCGGGUCACCGCGCACACCACGAGCGUGCGCUGCGCGGCGCGCCCAUGCGCGAGUGCGAGAGCGAGUCCGUGGCCUGCCGCCUGCCCGACGGCAGCCGCAUCUGCGUGGUCGACGUGGCGUCGGCCGAGCCGCAGCUCAGGCGUGCGCGCGAGGCGGCCACGCUGAUGGCGCGCGAUUUCGGCGAGUUUGAGCACAUGGCGCUCGCCUUUGAGGUCGGCCGGGAGGCGGGCUGCGCCCUCGCCGCCUCGUACGUGGGGGAGGAGCGGCUGCUCGUGUACGCCUCGGCGGAGGACGCGUCGCGGGACGCAUCCGAUUCCGCGACGGGCAAGACGUAA
Messenger RNA from Emiliania huxleyi CCMP1516, 435 nucleotides. RefSeq lists its product as hypothetical. The coding region runs from base 1 to 435 and encodes 144 amino acids. Gene Ontology annotation, biological process: mitotic sister chromatid cohesion. The transcript is spliced from 3 exons. The record is from RefSeq and is a predicted model, not a curated record. Gene Ontology annotation, molecular function: protein-lysine-acetyltransferase activity. Gene Ontology annotation, cellular component: chromatin; nucleus. NCBI's taxonomy places the organism in Eukaryota, Haptophyta, Isochrysidales, Noelaerhabdaceae.